UAUAAUUUUCCCGAGGUUGUGACGGAGACGCAUUUGAGUGAUAAUGUCUGAACCGUACGUUGAUCAUUCUUUUCUAGCAGGAAUCGAACUGUACACUUUCAAGGCAGCGGCCGCGGCAGUUUGAGGAAAAAAGGCAAACCUCAAAAUAUCUGUGAACCAUCCAAGGCAACGAUCCUAUUGGGUUCUCGCAGAUGCAUCAUGCAGCAGGGCGAAGUGUGAUGACGGCGGUGAAGGGUGCAGCCAAAGUGAUGUCAAAGCGCGCCAAGCAUGCACUGUGCCACGAGAGAGCGCGCGGCUGCAGGGGAAUCUCCUAUCAUUUCCUAUUUUGGACCGGACUACCUCCAGCCCUUGGACAAUUAAGCGCCUGGUUUAGCGCACUCAAAGUUUGACAAUCACUCUCCUGCCCGGUUCUUCGGAUGUCCCGCUACUGCGAGUUGGUCUGCCAGGUAAUCAAUCAAAGGGGUGUGCGGCCGGACGCUGCCAGCAGUCAUUUCGCAGCGUAAACUAUCGCGAUCUCUUUACGUUCUUACUUGAUACUCUUUGGAAUCAGCUUCUCCACAGUGCAAGCGGAAGAACAUUGUGGGAAAUCUAAGGGGCGGCUUCUUAGUUGAGGAUUUUCAUCCUAUCUAGCUUCUGCCGAUCCCAUACGUCAUAGUCAACGGUGGAAGCCAACGAGAGUGUACUUGCAGCUCAUUAGUGCUUUUGACCUAUGUACGGCCAAGGAACACAUCUGGCCCCGCCGGUUCGAAACGAGGGGGGAAUAUUCUGACUGGCUGCCAGGCCCUGGUGGAAAUCAAGUUAAGAAGUUUUUGGAAGAGCUUAUUGACCAACAAACAAGUCAGCCUCGAUUUGUUCUUUUCAAGCGUGGUAGCAGAUUGGACACGGCACACUCGGAUGAAAACAUCGAGAAGGGGCUAAUGGCUGGGCCAUAGAACGGCCAAUUAAAUCCUUUACGAUGGCCCCCCCUGUCCGCUCGAGUUCUUCGCUAGCUUGGUGACUUGGUUGACCUUUCCAUUGGGAUGAUUGACACCACCAUAAGAAACUGGCCGCCUGGCAGGUUAUCGUCGUGCAGGUUUAACAUUUCAUUGUUAAAUCUGGGAAGAGGGCUUUGUUGCUGUUGAGAGCCAAAGGCUAAACGAAAGUUCGAUAUCCUAGGCUCUUGUGAUAGUUCCGUUCCGGCCUCCAUAUGGAAUGGAAAUGAGCACAACAAGCUUUUUCGCCCCUUUUGCACCGGCAAUGCAAGGAAUUUGUGGCGUUCCUAGGACUGAUUUCUGAAUGUACCGUUUCGUUUGGACGAUAUUACCACAAUGGCUGGUUGUUCAUGAGACUCAUCAGAAACCCAGCUCCUCAGUUCCCCACCUGUUAUUAUUUUUCUACCCUUGAUUUUACAGUUUCACCGGGGGAGGGAUGCCAUGUCUCAUCACAACGGGGAUAAAGGGUCCUUUCCUACCAAUCACGCCACAAAAGCUCACACUGAGAAAGGCAAACAAGGAAUAGCCAAGGAGGCCGCUCCAGAAAAGGAAGAGAGUGGUAAGGCCUAGAAGAGGUGAUUUGCUGCUGCUAACAACUGUGCCACUUCCCUUAGUUGAAUUAGAGCAUUUAACUAUCCAACCGGCCAGUGUCAGUACCGUACGUUGUUUGAACCAUCGUGGUAAUAUUUCCGUUCGGAUGGUAAUUUAUACCGCUGCGGUACAUACGAUUAGUGUAUGGACAAGCCUCGUAUCUUUGCCCCAUCUGGCCGUUCGUGGAUCCAUACCUGUAUUAUUAUUGUUGAAACCGUUCUUUCCAGAUUGGCGGCACUCAAUGUUAGCCCUGUGUGGCCUGGAUAGCCGCCGGAGGUAGUCGGCAGUAUCCUUUGGACGGUAGGUACAGACAAGGAGCUCAAGUAGCCUCGCUACUAACACAGGCCUCACGAAUUAUCACGCGGCAUUCUCUUAUUAAAGUGGAGGCCUGUGAUCUGCCUACACAUCGCGCACCCUGAACUGCACGCAAUGGUCUGCCACUGGAUGACGAACCAUCACUUUCCAUGUGAACGCCGCAGGACACGAAAGACGGGAUUGGUUUUUUGCCCUGCUCUACCAGGUGAUCUCGCCUGUUUGCCUAACCCCUGUGCUAGCCCAAUCGAAGGACCAAAGGAUCUUUGAAGCCCGCGUCCUGAACGACCAACAAAGUCAGUUGCAAGGUGUCAAUUUUCUUCGAUCUCCUUGCCUUACGCCAACAUAGCGCAUUUUUAGCCUAUCUUGGUGGAGAAGGGUAACUACUCUCCACUCUUUUUUUUUUUUUUUUUUUUUUUUUUUUUUUUUUUUUUUUUGCUUUUCAAAAGGGGGAAAAGUUCUGUCUGUAUCAUUAUUUAUACAUUCCUGGAUGAGGAAUCCAUGGAUUAUUCGCCUAGUGGAUACCCGCAUUGUCAAACCCGAUUCAGAAUGGCAAACCCCCCCCCCCUGGUUCGCUGGGACUGGCUGCGACUAUCAUCCAGUGCCUGAAAACCAAGGUAUGAUAAAUAGUACCAUACGGGACUAUUUCUGUUUGCCUAUGACGCAGUGUUUCAUUCCCUCAUCCCCAGAAUGCUGUGUAUUUUCAAAACUUCUUCCCACCGCCUUUCUCCCCCCCCCCCACACUUCUUUCUGCUUCGCCUUCAAGAUGCCCUUGAUACAUGAUAUUAUGCUCACGAUUGGUCGAGAGUAUCUUAUGCCUUGCGGCCCUGUCCCGACCGUCUGGGAAGCUUUUAAAAGGAUGCCAUGCAUCCCCCCCGAUCCCCCACCAGCCCUGACUCAAUGGAAGCCCACUUGUUAUUGCUUCCUUCAAGGACUUAGUUUAUUUCAUGAUCGUUUUACCUUUGCUCUUUUCUACAGUUCAAUAAUUGCAAAGUUAGUUUCACUCUAAAGCUUUUAAAAAAACUUCACUUUUACUGUGAAUCUAAAGAAACGGCGUUAAGCUCCUCUUUCUAAGGAGUUCGAUCUUUUGUCUUCUUACAACCUCACUUUAUGUUUUAUUGACUUCGUUAUCUCACUCAGAGAUCUGCUCAACGUUUUCACAAUAUUAAAACUGAGGUUCCUUUUGGAACUUGUCUCGCAUACCAAAGGCUUUGUGACAGUGGCAGCCCAGUGCUUCUGGAUCUGGACGGACGGUUUCCACGUCAAUCAGCUAGAGGCUUGAUAUCUGGGAUACUAGACAUUUUUUGAAUCGUCUAUAAGCUGGCUGUACAGCUGGAAGCUAUACAUCUUGCGUUUCGUGAGUCACGCUCGAAAGUCAAUAUCUGGCCCUCCAUUCUAAGAGCUGGCGGGAUGCUCGGCCGCUUGAUGUCAGCAUUCAGAGGAGGUCAUGCCGCGAAAGAUGGAGAAGACCGGUUCCCGUCACAGCAACUAUUCGUACUGGCGCUGUGUCGAAUAUGCGAACCUAUCGCGUUCAUGUCGAUUUUCCCGUAUGUUUAUCAUAUGGUUUCUUCCUUCAAAGUCACCGAUGACGAUCGCAAGAUUGCCCUGUACGCUGGAGCAGUAACUUCCGCGUUUACGUUUGCCGAAUUCACAACUGGAGUCUUAUGGGGCCGAAUGAGCGACAAUUUUGGUAGAAAGCCCGUUUUAAUCAUAGGUUUAAUUGGAACCGCUAUCAGCAUGAUCGUAUUUGGAUUUGCAUCAAGCCUCCCGGUUGCCCUACUUGCUCGUGCUCUCGGAGGGCUUCUUAACGGUAAUAUCGGCGUCUUACAAACGACAGUGGCGGAGCUUGUUACAGACAAAAAGCAUCAACCGCGAGCGUAUUCUAUCAUGCCUUUCGUGUGGUGCCUUGGCUCGAUCGUUGGACCAGCGAUGGGCGGAGCACUGGCUCAACCAUGUGACAACUACCCUCAUCUCUUCCCUCGCAAUACGAUAUUUGACCGGUACCCGUUUUUGCUUCCGAACUUGGUGUGCGUUGUUAUUCUAUGCUUUGGGAUUACCAUUGGUAUCCUGUUCUUGCAAGAGACCCAUCCGGGAAAGAAGUUCCAACGCGAUAGAGGUAUCGAGCUGGGGCGCAGGCUGAUUGGUGUACUUUACCCGAGGCCAACUCCCGUUGAAUCAUUUUGUUUGGAAUAUAAAAUUCCAAUACAAUACGAUGAAAUUCAAGUUUUAGCUGAGCAACAACAGCUGCCACCUGGAUACCGAAGCAUUGAAAGUUCUCCCCGCCUGUCUUCCGCUAGAGUGCCCGAUGGGAGUUUUAACGUUAAUGAGUCGCCUAAGAAGAGCCAGGGCAUUGUCAAAGCAUUCACGCCAAGAGUUAUUUUUGUAAUAAUAAGCUAUGGGAUCCUUGCGUACCACAGCGUUUCAUUUGAUCAGCUAAUGCCGAUUUUCUUAAGCACGCCAGUCGCAGACGUCAAAGCCGAGCUCCCCUUCAAGUUUACCGGAGGGAUGGCCAUGUCAACAAAGCAGAUCGGAUUUAUACUCGCGGUCCAAGGACUUUAUUCAAUGGUGGCUCAGCUUUGGUUCUUCCCGUAUAUUGUCAGCUCUUUCGGAACCCUUUCUGCCUACCGUUUCGUCCUCUCCAUAUGGCCAGUCCUCUAUUUAGUUGUCCCUUACCUAGUACUUCUUCCUGGUGGAUUUCAGAUACCGGCUGUUUAUGCAGCGCUGAUUGCUAAGAUAACUCUGCAUGUGAUUGCCUUCCCUUCAACGAACAUAUUACUCGCCAACUCAGCCCCCUGUACAACGGUCCUAGGUUCUAUUAAUGGCGUUGCAGCUUCCACUGCAAGUCUCAGUCGCGCGUUCGGACCUACUGUAACAGGUUACUUGCAUUCGAAGGGCCUUGCAUGGGGAUACUCCGGUCUUGCCUGGUGGGCCUGCGGUAUCGUCUGCUUCGUGGGGGCCGUCGAGAGCUUUUGGAUCGCAGACGAUGAGAUAAAGGAAACCAUUGGAUCCGAAAAGGUCUGCAUAGACCAAUGCGAAGCUGGCGUCCAUGACGAGCGAGAGACAUUUCUCCCCAGAGAAGCCUUGGUGGAUCACUUGACGUCAUUACCUGUCCGAGCCCCCAGGAAUAUUUGGUCGACGAACGAGCACAUUGCUCCCUCUCGGUCAAGCCUUGAUGAUAUCGAAACUCUGAAUCUGGACUCAGAUGCCUCGGGACCGUCAUUCGCCAGAGGAGCAAAUAUUUAAGUUUUCAGUCUUUUUCUAUUCCCUUUCAGCUUUUAGAUGACUGGUUCGCCACCUUUAUGCAUUUCCCUACUAUUACUUUAUAAUACACGAAUUUCAUUGCUCUACCUCACCCUUUUGGGCAACAGGCAGCAGAGAUACCUGACUUUGUUAUCACCAUCUUGUUGUUUCUACUGCCUGCGAACCGUUUCCUUGCCUAUCUAUUUGUUUGGGUGUUCGGUCUUCGGGCGACGCACGUGUCCUGGAGUCAUUGGCGUUGAAACUAGGGCCAUAAUCUACGCGAGUGGAUCUUUUGUCAAAAAUCGUUUUUAUGACUGUCUGUUUCUAUUUUUACCCCAAUCGUCCAAAAUUUCGCCGUUUUGUUUCUUAAGAGAUACCUAAUCCUUGUUGACCAUCAGGAUUGCUUAUCUAUUGUGAUAAUUUCGCUCUUUUCUGUUUUGUUUCCACCUCUCCUAGUACUAUUUACUUUUUUCACGACAGGGACACGCAUUUCGGGUAUGGAAUAGAUGGAUGUGGAUAUGAUUUCUGAGGGCAUGAUAGGAUCUAUCGGUUGAAUUUGUUUGGUUUCCAUUGAGGGUGACAUUUUUCGUUUCUAUUCAUCUUUACUAUGUCACGGUUCUCCCAUCGCGAUGUGACAUUGCACGGCAUGGAUAUCAUUGUCACUACAUGAUUUAUUUUGAAUUUUCAGUACUCUUUGUUUAAUUUUCUCAAAUGCGAUACUUCCAGUGGGAUAGGUGAUACGCUGCAAUGUCAUUCGGGCAGCGUUUAGAAUAUCAAAAUAUGCUCCAUCACAAUCUCCGCUUCAUCUGUUUUUUUUGUAUGUAUUUUAUUUUUGAUUCUGCACUUAUCACACAGGACUGGGUGGUAUACAAACGUUCCGAUUCAUACAUGACGCAUGUUCGCCUUCACCACUUGAGAGCAGCCCAGACUUCAUUCUGUUCAUGAUAAAAUUGCGGCCCAAAAGAAAUGACAUCAGCCACUAUUAACUCAUCCAACUGAGGAGUUGGUUGGAUCCCUCACCCAUACAGAUUUAAGAAAACAUAAAACGAAAGAUCUCGGACAUCACAUCCUUGCAAAGAGGGGCAAAUUUGCAAAGAGAAAAAGCCCCUCCCCCCCUUUUUUAGCACCUAUCAGCUCUCGUCCGCCUUCAAUCUCGCGGGGACUUUUUUGGAUUAUCCCCAAGCAUUCAGGAAUUUAUGGCCAGGGGUGGUGGGAUGGAAGAAGACUCCGGCAAAACGGGUUGCGAUUCCGGAAGCAAAUGUCAAGUUUCAAUUGGAAUUCAUUUAUCCCUGUUCCUCGGGUUUGUUUUCUUAGUCUCCCCACCUUUGAUCUGGCUUAGAGCCGCCCUCGUCUCCUCUUUUGCCUGGUUGCAAGGAAAAUAAGAUAAAUGCAUCAUUGCGUACCUGGUGCAUUCGCCUGCAUCGUGAACAUGAGCCUGAGCACAGCAUACACCCGGGAUCCUUUCCUCCCUUUUCCCUUCGUCUUGAUUCGCUGGCUGCGUGCGUUUGCUUCUCAAUCCUAUUAUUACCAGCACAUCAUGGCAGAGGUCAGCUGGAUAGUCAUCGCGGCCAAAUGCAGCUCAGGGUGCCCAAAGCUAUUCAAAUAUGCAUGACAAAAUGCCUGCGUAUUUUACCAUACAAAUUACCUCACAAUGAGAUGUUAUCGAAAAAAUUCUUUGAAUAGUAUCCGUUGCAGAUGCGAGGAUUCCGUGCGCAGCAUAGCCAGGUGGCAUGAGAAACAGUCAUACCCUCCUCCUCUUAGCAAUAAUUGCCUGCUUAUCUAGUUUGUUUUCCUUCCCUGAACAUUUUAUUUCCCAUACAAACUUUGGUCAGUGUUGGGAAGAAAACCCACUGGUUUGACCGCAGACACUGAGACAAAUGUGACGAUAUCUUCGUUUUUUUACCAUAGCCGAUCUUGACCAAAUUUGCCUGCCGUGGGAAAUAUGCACCGUGGAUCUCUAAAACCUUCUACCUGGGGCACGGAACGAUAAGCCGGGCGAUACAGAGGAUACUGCAAGGUCGUACCUGGGGCUUGGAAAUAUUGCGAUUGAGCGAUGAAGGGAUGGGUCGACCCAAGAAUGCAGCAAAAUGGAGUGAAGAAUCAUCUCACGCUGGCUAGGAAUUGAAAGGGAAACGAUUGUCAUAUUUCCAUGCAUGCCUGAGAACAACAUUGGCCAAUUAUGCCAUUUGAAGGCAUAAUCGGGCUUGAAUGGCUUCAUUUCGAGCCACGGCAAGAACGAAGCCGAUUCCAACAAAGAAAAACUUGGAUCUUCCCUGGGAUUCUUAACGGCCAUCAAGCCACAGAAUUGCCCGCUUUCGUUGCAAUACCUGGAAUUUUGCGUGGGGUAACAAACUGUGUGACCGAAAAGAUUUGAAAUCACGACGGACUUGUAUGCACUACCUACUGUACGGAGUAGGUUUUAGUCGACGACAUCGGGCUGGAACCAAAUGCCAAUCUUCUGUGCCUCAUAUGGAUUGAAUUCGUUGCUUAUGGCCAUUGCCUUUGGAGGAUGGAUCAGAAUAUGUGAACCAGGGCUCACAUGGUGCCUAACCGACCGUACCUAGGUAUGGCUCACACUCUUUCUGAAGAAUGAAGUUUUACCUUCUCCCAACAGGCAUUAUCUCCAUUUUUAGCGAAGAGGUUAGGAUCAAUGUCGAACCUAAGGUAAAUAAUAAUGCUGAUUUCGUCGUAUGUAUGUAUGAAUGUAUGUUAUGUACAGUACAUACAUGUACGGAGAAUAAUUUUGACGCCGUAGCGUCUUCUAAACACUCCUCGUCAUGCUCCGUUUCAACCAUGUAUCCAUGGGACCGGGACCUGCUAUGGUCAAGGCGGUUGAGCCUCCCCAAUUUCCAUUUAGCACUGUAAGGCGAAUAAUGAAUGACCUUCUGAGAUAGGCUUGAACUUUGAGAAUAAGGUAAAAAACGGGAUAGAGACUGUUCGAGUAGUGUUUCUUAACUUAAAUUUUAUAUUUUUAGCACCCUAUGCCCUCUACUUUAUUGAGCUCGACUCAAGGGAGUAGUAGGUGGAUUGAGGAGAGAAUGCGUGGGAUGUCAUUCCCUUUCCAGACUAUAACAACAAAUAACUAUACAAGGGCUUGAGAGAAAAAAACUGCUUAUCAGGGGCAAUUUAAUCAUGGUCUGUCCACGCUUAUUUUUUAGUUGAAGCUCAGCUCCAUCUCCUCAUUCUUCUUUUGAUCUUUUUU
This is a messenger RNA of Blastomyces gilchristii SLH14081, 8316 nucleotides long. Its product is annotated as MFS multidrug transporter. Bases 3285 to 5117 code for a protein of 610 amino acids. Gene Ontology annotation, molecular function: transmembrane transporter activity. Gene Ontology annotation, biological process: transmembrane transport. The record is from RefSeq and is a predicted model, not a curated record. Lineage: Eukaryota; Fungi; Ascomycota; Eurotiomycetes; Onygenales; Ajellomycetaceae. The transcript has 7 exons.